AAGAAGAACCACGCCAUCCAAUGGGAUUAGCAGUUGGUUUAGAGGGCUCUGGGAUUGGUUGAAAUACCAACACAACGUUUCCCAGGUUGUACCUCUUGCAUGGGGUGACUAAAGGCUUACCGUGAGCCUGAUUAGUUUUGUAGCUGGUGGGUACAAGAUGUUAGUAGAGAGAAGCACCCAAACAAAUGCAUGGACAUAGACUUACUUCUGUGCCAGUUCCAGAGAAGAUGGUGGCCGCUGUGCUCACCUUGCUCAGCUCAAGGAAACAUGUUCAACCUGAUAAGCAACUGCUGCACCUGGUUUUCCAAACUACAGGAGCCGAUCAGGAAAGUGACCAUUCUGGUGAUUGGUCUUGACAAAGCAGGAAAAACAUCCUCCAUCAGAGGAAUGCUGAGAGUCCCCAAUGGUGUGGAAGCAGGACCCACCAAUGGCUGCGUACGACAUGAGCUGAAAGUGGAGAACUACCUGGUCACCUUGUUGGAUGUGGGGGGCUCAGCAGAGUCCAGAGGAGCCUGGAGGGAGCUCUUUGGAGAAGCCCAUGGGAUCAUCUUCGUGGUGGACUCUAGUGACAGGCAGAGGAUAAAGGAGGUCAAGGAGGUUCUUGCUGACCAGCUGAAGCAACCAAGAGUGGCAGGAAAACCCCUAUUAGUGUUGGCUAACAAACAGGACAAAAUGAACGCUCUGCUGGGAAGUGAGCUGAUUGAGAUUUUGUCCCUGGAGGCGCUGGUCAACCAGAGCCGCUCUCUGUGCCAUAUUGAGCCUUGUUCAGCCUUAAUGGACCUGCGACGCUGGUCGGACCGAAAGACUCUACGAGGCCUUCGCUGGUUGCUGCGUGCCGUUUGUCUGGAUUACCCCGAGCUGUGUACUCGUGUGGCCCAGGACAGCAAGAUCCCUCUGGAACCAAGAGAGAGGGAAAAGUCCUGGAAAACAGAGAAAGUUCCUAGAAAACCCAAGGGAGAACGAAUGCGAUCCAGCAAGGCAGACCUUCGCCAGGGUCAUCGGCCAAAAGAAAAGGAGAAAAACACAAAGGGUGAAGGAAAGAUGAAACCCAUUCAAAACAUGCUGCAAAAGGAAACCAGUCCGAAAAAGAAAACAAAGAAGAAGAAGAGGCUGGUUAAGGUCCAGGAAGGUGAAAAGGAUCAAGUAGAAGCAAAUGAACAAGAGGAGGAAGAGGAAGGUGAUGGUAACGAAGGAGAGCAUGAAAACUCUGGCCAUAGAGAGAAAGCCAGCAGUGCCCUGAUCCCCCCGAAAAAAAGCAAACUAAAACGCAAAACAAAAGUGAAAAAAGAGAGCCUGGACGUGCCAGAAUCACCAGACAAUGAUGAGAAGCCGCUUAAAGCUAAAGAGGAAAGAAGGAAGAAGAAGAAAGUUGUCAAAGUGAAAAGGAAAAACAAGAUCAACACAGAGGAGAUGUCUGGAGCUUACUCUCAACCUGUGGACCUGUCCGCAACCUUUGAUCUUUACCGAAAGGCAAUACUGGCUCUGAAGGAACAUCAGAAUCAGGGACAGUGAGAGUGAAUCUGCAGCCUGGGUGUGAGGAUGUGGUCCACGGCAGUCUGACACGGUCACACUUCAUCUCUUCAAAGACAGACACAGAGAUUCUGUUUUAUGUCUUCGUCAUUUUCUAUAGACUUCAGACCUGGUCCCUGAACCUUUGGAGUGAAACUGCUGAUUCUAAUGUGUAGGGCACGUCUGCAUAAUCAUGUAAUGAUAGAAACGUUAGUGAUAAAAAAUAAAAACAU
This is a messenger RNA of Etheostoma spectabile (orangethroat darter), 1742 nucleotides long. It is a transcript of the gene arl13a, whose product is annotated as ADP-ribosylation factor-like 13A. The record is from RefSeq and is a predicted model, not a curated record. Gene Ontology annotation, cellular component: ciliary membrane; non-motile cilium. NCBI's taxonomy places the organism in Eukaryota, Metazoa, Chordata, Actinopteri, Perciformes, Percidae. Gene Ontology annotation, molecular function: GTP binding; GTPase activity. Gene Ontology annotation, biological process: receptor localization to non-motile cilium; non-motile cilium assembly. The transcript has 10 exons. The coding region runs from base 190 to 1512 and encodes 440 amino acids.